AUGACAUUACCUGGAAUCAACCGAAACACAGCCCAGAACAUCAUCGAGUACCGCUGUCGAAUUGGUGGCUUCAAGAAGGUUGAGGAUCUAGCUCUUGUGUCUGGUGUCGGUGCGGCCAAACUUGGGGUGAUGCGGCCAGAGAUCUGUGUCAGUCAAAAACGAAGUAGCAGUUCUCGUGGGAGUUCCCCUGGGAGUAGCCGUCAGGAUGUCAACCUGAAUGAACGUAGUAUGCGUCGGUCAAACAGCAAUGCCCAGCUACGGAUCAAUGUAAACUCUGCCAAUGUGUUUCAGUUGAUGAAGGUCAAAGGUGUUGGUCAGCUGAUAGCUGAAAAUAUCGUGGCCCAUCGUGAUAAAAAAGGACCCUUUAAAUCUCUUGACGAACUCUCAAAGGUAAAAGGGAUUGGGGCAGGUCUUCUCGGAGCAAUCCGACACCACUUAACACUGAGUGAUAUAGAUGUAUCCUCAGCAACCAUAUCUACAAUUGCUAACCAUAGCUUGUCAUCAACACCAAAACAAUUACAAAAUGCCAACGGACAUUUACCUAAUGUUGGCCAAACUGAAAAAGAGGACAAUGUUGAGUUAUCAGCCAAGUUGAACAAUUCUUUUGAAGAUCUCCUAGAACUAUUAGGACCGUUAGCUCGAAAGUCUAUUCGACCCAAAGUACAACCUUUUAAUUUUAAGCGGAAUAAUACACCUGCAAUUCGGAUUGCUACUUGGAAUUUGGAUGGGUGUUCAGCAGACAAAAUCUUCAAUCCAGGAGUACGAGAUGUUAUAUGCAUGACUGUACUGGAAAAUGGGUUGGGUUUGAUAGCUGUACAGGAAAUAGCAGAUAUUGAAGCUCUUGAAAAGGUAAGGAAAACUUGUCCUCCUUCUUUCUUCCAUUAUUUACAGGUGUAA
Acanthosepion pharaonis is the source of this 897-nucleotide messenger RNA. Lineage: Eukaryota; Metazoa; Mollusca; Cephalopoda; Sepiida; Sepiidae. The record is from the annotation of a GenBank genome assembly.